Messenger RNA from Phaethon lepturus (White-tailed tropicbird), 914 nucleotides. RefSeq names its product DSN1, MIS12 kinetochore complex component (gene DSN1). Gene Ontology annotation, cellular component: MIS12/MIND type complex. NCBI's taxonomy places the organism in Eukaryota, Metazoa, Chordata, Aves, Phaethontiformes, Phaethontidae. Gene Ontology annotation, biological process: cell division; mitotic sister chromatid segregation. The annotation marks the transcript as partial. The transcript is spliced from 10 exons. The record is from RefSeq and is a predicted model, not a curated record.
AUCCUGACCCUGGAGAAAAAAAAGCAGCUCCUGAGCAAUUCCUAAAGCCACCUGACGUAACUGCUGUUAGCAAGAAGAACAUCAGUCCCUGUGAGAGGACUGGAGCAGCUGUGAGGAAAAGAUCCCAUGGAAGUCCUAGCCUCAGGAAAAGCCCCCUCGUCACCACUCCGCAAGCCAAGCGUCGUUCUUGGUGUCGUUCGAGCCUGAAGGGGACAAAACGCCGAAAAUCUCUGCCUCCUGUUCACCAAGAUAUCACUGAAUUAAGCAAAUCAAUUAGCCUGGAUCUGCCAGAGACAGACCGGCUUUCUGUGCUGUUGUUAUCCAGUUUCCAGUUUUCUGCACAGAAGCUCGAACACAUCUUGAAGCAGACUGACGGCUUUAGCCCUGAGGCUUUCAAAGCUAACGUGCACUCGGUUUCAGAAGACCUGAAGCGAUACAUGCAGAAGUUGAAACGAGACGGAACACUAAAGAGCUGCGUGGAAGACCCUAAAGGGGUUUUACUGGACUCUGCUUUGGAUGAGUCGGUGGCCCAAGUUAAGGAGUACAUGGCCAGGUUUGCUGCCGAAUGUCAGUCCUGGGAUCAGCUCUUGCUGCGCUACAAAGAAGGUGCUGAAGAAAUGUCCAGGCAGCUGGAGGAAUGCAGGAGGAACCAAGGACAGGCAGAGCCUCCGAAUUACCUCCAGACAUCUCAGGCCCAAGUCCUCUGCAGCAAACCCAAUUACCAGAAGGUCCUGGAUGACCAGGGGGAGGUCUUGAGCUGUAUGGAGCUUGUGCUCGACGAACUGCAGCAGGCGGUGAAGCUGCUGGAGGCCUUCAGCGAGGACAGCCGGCAGUACCUCCGGGGCCUGUCGGAGCAGCUCGCCACGAGGACCUUCCGGCGGCUGGAGAACUCGCCUGUGCGCAAGCUGAUCACU